Molecule: messenger RNA, 3081 nt
Organism: Mytilus trossulus (common blue mussel)
Lineage: Eukaryota; Metazoa; Mollusca; Bivalvia; Mytilida; Mytilidae
Product: leucine-rich repeat-containing protein 74B-like
Exons: 13
Coding region: 155-1963 (602 amino acids)
Molecular function (GO): protein binding
Source: RefSeq, a predicted model, not a curated record
GAUUGACGUAUAUCGUCAUGGAACAAAAUACAAUUUCAAAGCAAGCGCAAAAACUACUAUAUAUGAGUUAAAACAUGGCAAAUGGAUGUUACUAAGGAAAAGUGUGAACACAACAAUUGUUUUCGACUAAUAUUUUUGAAAAUCUUACAAGAAGAUGAAUGUCAAAAAAAAUACGGUAACUUUUAAAAUUGAUGAAACAUCUGAAGAUGUAUCAAGACACAUCUCCGAGGAUAAAGAUGAGGAGUGUAAAAAGGUCAUAUAUCCCGAGGAAAUUUCAUCAGACUUUGAUACAGAUUUGGAUAUAAUACCCCCACCAAAAGACCAGAAAACAAAUGCAGAAACUUGUAUUCACAUAUACAAGACGGCUUGUUUCAAUCUUGGAAAUCAUACUCCACAGCAGAAGAUAAUCGAUACCUUGGAUAAACCAAUGAUGUCUUUAUCUUCAAGAUCAUUAGGACCAUCAGCAAUUAGACCACUGUGUUUGGCUUUAACAGAAAACAUGAAAAUAGAAACACUUAACCUGGAUGCAGUUGACCUCCAGGAUGAAGGAUGCAAAUAUGUUUCCGAAAUGUUAUUGGAAAACUCUUCAAUUUGUAGACUUAAUGUUUCAAAAAAUGGACUUGGUCCUAUAGCAGCAAACUAUUUAUCGAUUGCUAUGAUACAAUCACAGUUUCUCCAACAACUGAAUUUAUCAGAAAAUAAGUUUGACUUUGAGGCUGCUCUUAGUUUAUCAAGAGCUAUUGCAAAGAAUGAUAGAAUCUGCAACAUCGAUUUAAGUAAGAAUGGAUUUUGUUCAAGAAGUGGAAACGUUUUAGGUUCUGCCAUAGCUGAGAAUAAAAAGCUCGAAAAACUUAAUCUGAGCUGGAAUGAGAUAAGAGGUAAAGGUGCCGUGGCAGUUUUUAAAGGAAUUAUGGUAAAUACAUGCUUGAAAUCAAUUGAUUUAUCUUGGAAUGGGUUAGGUUAUGAAGGCACCUUAUCGCUGUGUGAAGCAUUGAAACGAAACAGAACUCUUCAUACAAUUGACAUUUCAAAUAAUAGAAUUAACUGGAAAGCAGCUGAGAUCCUUAGUAGGGCUCUGUCAAAGAACACUACCUUGCAGGUUUUACAUAUAGGAAACAAUCCAAUAACCACAACAGGAGCGAUGGAUCUUGUCGAGGCCGCAGAAACAAAAACCAGCGCCUUGAAAUCACUGGAUCUGACGGAUAUACCUGUAUUAAGUGAGACAACCCUUCUUGCAUUUGUGAUAAAUAGACAAAGACCCUUCCAGUUUGUACAUGGAGAUGUAGUCCAUACACCAGACGUACUUGGGCAAAGAUUUGUUUUACAAGCAACAGCAAUGCAGCGUUUACUGGCUUACAUGAAACGUUUAGGAAUAAGACCUGUGGAACUUCUAAGAGGAUUUGAUAAAAAUGUACAAUUUGACAUCACAAAGGACGAAUUCAUCAAGCGUUUAAAGAAAUGUGGUGUCCAUUUGUUCAAGUUUGAGAUGGAUGCACUAGCAGACUCUAUAGCUGUACAUGGAAAUAUAAAUUACAAAAAGCUUGUGGAUGCAGUUAAGGAAGAAAUAUAUGGCGAAAGAAGAUUGAAGAUCAAAGAAAGACAACAAAUAAAAAAAGUCAAGGAACACCACAAAAGAAUUUUAGAUCUUAACCUACCAACAAAAGUUGUAUCUACUGAUGAAAAAGAGCUCAUUGUAGUGACAAAACAACAAGGAGGAACACAAAUAAAGAAACUACCAUCCAUUGCCUCUACAAGUUAUCACAGUAUCUUGUCGUCUGCUAGUAAAAUAUCACUAUCAAAUAAGGAAGAUGAAAUAUUAUCUGCACGGAGUAAAAAGGCAACUGGUAUAUCUUACAGUGCGCCACUUGGUGGAACAGUAGAGAAAGCUAAAACUAAAAAGAAGAAACGACGAAUAAAGAAACAACCCACAGUUAAGAGUUGGAUGUCCAAAGCGGCAGUUUGAUAAUUAAAAAUUACCUUAAAUAGAUACUUAACAGACAUCGUAUUUUUUUUUAUAAUAAAAGAUAUAUGUUAGAUUGAACGUAGAACAGUUCUGUUUUAAAAUAAACAAGCUGAGAGUGUCUUUACAAAGAUAAGAAAAAGAUUUCAGUUACAGGAUCCCAGUCCUGUACCGAAUGCAGUCCAAAAAUAUAUCUACAAUCUUUUAAAUGGGAUAUUGUACCGAGAUGGAAACGAUGUAAAGGGGCUUAAAAUUGUAGUAUAUAUAUUUAAACUGUCAACUCCUGUUAAAUGUUUUAAAAAGGUUAUAUAAUUAUCUGUGUUUCUAUACUGGGUACAGAAGUACGUGAUUUUGAAAUUUGCUUUAAAUUUAACAAGUUUAUUUAUAGCAAAUGUUAAAUGGUUGCCAUCGACACUUAUUUACACAAAUUUACAUAUUUGUUUAUAAAGUUUCAUUGCACAGUUUACGAAAUAACAUAAUGAUAAUUGAAGAUACAAACUGAUUUAUAUGCUCCAUAGGGUUUCUCUUAAAAUUUGAGAGAACAAAUUAUGUAAUAUGUGUUUUUUUCAAGGUAAAUGAACUUUAUUGAGUUUAUACCUUAUAUCAUAAACAUGUUUUGCGUUUUAUAUUUUUUUUUUCUCAGAAUAAUUGUUGAUUUUUAGAUAUAAAGUACGAAUCAAAAUAUAAUGUACUGAAUUUUAAGUGGGUUAUUAUAUAUUCAUGUAGUUUUCAUACACAAAUAUAUAGAGUAUACUGAUUUGUAUCACUACAAUGUAAUAGUUAUUACGAUGAGGUUGAAUUCCCUGUCAUUUAUUCAUCAUCCACGUACGAACUUUGUCUCAGGAAAAAAUAUAUCUAACCUCACUUACAGGCAUAGAGAUGUGAUUUUGUUCUGUGACAAGUGCUAACGACCAUCCACAGGAACUUGCAGUCAUCCGAUGUUCAGUACUUCAGUUCUUCGAUUAGUUCAGGAAAGAAAUUGUUAUUGUAAAAGUAAAAGUACAAAUCUUUAUAUACAUGCUCUUUAUUAUGUCAUAAGGAUAAUUGGAGCUUUAAAUUACAUAAUAUAAUCAAGCUUGUUAUCAUUACCGUAUUAUUAAUAUCGAGUAUCUUUUUUCAAC